UCUAAUAAUAGAAAUUGAACUGCGCAUGCGCAUUGGAAUGGGCGUUGUCUCACGUUAAUUAAUUAUCACCUGACCAAUAAAGAGUUGACUGAUUUCAGGCUUUUGGAAUGGAAGUCCAUUAUUUGCUGGUUUUGCUCUCACUUUCAGGCCUCCUGUCAUUUGCAGUAGCUGUUGAAGAUGGCUAUGAAGAGAGACUAAGAGAAGCUCUUAAGAAAGCACAGGAACAGGUCAAUGCUAGUAAUGCUACACUUGGUGCCACUUGCUAUAAAAGAUUUGGGCACAAUUUUGACUGUGAGCUAUUUCCUCAUGACAAAAAGGAGCCAGCAACUGUCCACGAGUUGACUCCUUAUGAUAUCAGCUAUAUUGGUGCUCUUGGAGAUUCCAUAACAGCUGCAAUGGGCUCUGCUGCUUGCACUGUCCUUGAUGAUUUGAUAAGCUAUCGUGGACAGUCAUGGACUAUUGGUGGGCGCUUGGAUUUGAAAAAAAUCACUUCCAUUCCAAAUAUUCUUCGCAAGUAUAAUCCUAACUUAAAGGGUUUCUCUACUGGGAAUGGUGGACCAAACUCUGGGAAUGCAAAGAACAAUGUAGCGGUCAUAGGAGCCAUAGCUCAAGAUAUGCCUGACCAAGCUAAAGAACUAGUUAAGCGUAUGAAAGAGAGCAUGAGUGAGGAUGACUUCAAUAACAAGUGGAAGCUUGUCUCUUUGUGGAUUGGUGGCAACAACCUCUGUUCUUACUGCAAAAAAAGAGAAAAACAUUCUCCUGAGAACUAUGUCAAUAGCAUCACCGCAGCACUUGAUAUUUUAAAGGAAGAGCUUCCAAGGACUUUUGUUAACCUCAUCCAAAUUAUUGAUGUGACUCGCUUGGAGCCUCUAAAAGGACCCAUCUGUGAUCUUGUUCACUAUGCUGUAUGUGAAUGCACACUAAAAGAUUUAGAGGAAACCAGUAGAGCAUCAACUGAAUAUCAAGAAGGCCUUGCUGAUCUUGUCAACUCUGGUCGCUAUGAUGACAGAGAUGACUUCACAGUUGUGUUGCAGCCAUUUAUGGAAGGAGUGGAGCUACCAAGAUUAGAUAACGGCAAGCCUGAUUUUAGCUAUUUUGCGCCCGACUGCUUUCAUUUUAGUAGCAAGGGGCACAUGGAAGGGGCAAUUGCACUGUGGAAGAAUAUGUUUGAACCAGUUGGCAGCAAGACCUCAGGCUGGGAUCUACCUGGAAAACUGUACUGUCCAACAGAGGAUAACAAGUACUUAUUUACUAAGAAGAAUAGUCCUCCACCUUCAUUAUUUGGUCAGUCAGGAACUGAGCAGUCUGCUGGUGUUACUACUGAAGGUGAUAAAGCUACACACUCCGCUUCAAUUGCUGUCAGUGCAAGCAUUGGUGCUGUGUCUUUGCUUGUUGUUGUAAUAAUUGUAAUAGUUAUUGCUUUUAAACUACGCAAUAAAAGAAGAGCAAGAGGAAUUGGAGAGCAAAUACCGUUGUUUAGCAAUAACUGAAUUUGAUUUUUACUCUAUAUUUUUGCGUGUGUUCAUAAUUUUUAUUAUUGCUUUUUUAAUAAAUCUAAUUGUGUUAA
Messenger RNA from Amphimedon queenslandica, 1567 nucleotides. Its product is annotated as phospholipase B1, membrane-associated-like. Gene Ontology annotation, molecular function: glycerophospholipase activity. Lineage: Eukaryota; Metazoa; Porifera; Demospongiae; Haplosclerida; Niphatidae. The record is from RefSeq and is a predicted model, not a curated record. Gene Ontology annotation, biological process: phospholipid metabolic process. The transcript has 15 exons. Bases 108 to 1490 code for a protein of 460 amino acids.